Molecule: messenger RNA, 909 nt
Organism: Zonotrichia albicollis (white-throated sparrow)
Lineage: Eukaryota; Metazoa; Chordata; Aves; Passeriformes; Passerellidae
Source: RefSeq, a predicted model, not a curated record
CGCCAGAGAGCAGCCAGGGCAAAAAGAAGAAAAGGAAACGGUCCAGGGAUGGAGCUGAGGUGCCACAGAGCCAGGAACCAAACACAGAAGAGGAGGAGGUGUUGGAAGAAGAAAAGGUUGUGAAGAAGAAGAAAAAGAAGCAGGGGCCAAGCAGAGAAGAGGAGGUGACAGGAGAGGAGGAGGUCAUGAGGAAGAAGAAGAAGAAGGUGAUCACGGAGCCAUGUGGAGAAGAGGUAUCAGGAGAGGAGGGGAAGGUCAUGAAGAGGAGGAAGAAGCCAGAGCUAAACACAGAAGAGGAGGUGGUGGAAGAGAAUGGGAAGGCUGCAAAGAGGAAAAAGAAGAAGAAGAAGAAGCAGGAAGAGGAGGGCAAAGAAGAGCCAGCUGAAACACAGACAGAUGAGCCAAACUUGGGACACAGCCCUACAAAGAAAAGGAAGAAGAAGAAGCAGGAAGAGGAGGACGAAGAAGAGCCAGCUGAAACAGAUGUACCUCUACAAGAGACAGAUGAGCCAAACUUGGGACACAGCCCUACAAAGAAAAGGAAGAAGAAGAAGAGGAAGAGGGAACCAGAGUGAGCAAGUGACAUGGCUGCCAUGCAGUCCCACCUGGCUGUAAGGGUCCUGAUCCUGGUGCUGGUGGGUGCCAUGGGCUGCUCUGAGCUCGUUCCAGAUGGAGCCCAGCACUGUGACCCAGCUGCCUGGGGAUGCUGAGCUAGGACAAGUUGGUCUGGAGCUGGAUCAAGCUUUACUUCACCACCUGAACCUUCAGGAGUGACCCUGGUUCCCUCCAGGCCCUGAGGAAGGGACCCAUUUGUCAUGGGCCUGUCACAGAAGGACACAAGGACACGCCUUGCAGAGUACUAAAGUAUUUUUUUAAGGGCAUGAAUAAAUCUUUAUUGUGAUCAGCUUA